CUUUGUGUUUUUGUGGAGCUACACGUGUUGUCUGUUGUGCUUUAAGCCUCCUCAAGUCAGUGGGGGAUGAUGCAAUUUCUCACUUGAUUUAAUUUAAGUUUGGUGCCUUCUUAGGUGUUACUUUUGGCAGAAGUAGAAAUUACAAGAUACGAUCAUGGUUUGAAGAACAGAUUGAGUAAGUGAGCAAGGGCAGCGAACAAGCAAGUCCCGUCUUUUUAGCAUUUUAAUUUUGAGAAUCUACCAGCCAACUAGCUUUUGAUGUCUUCAACAACACUUCCAUCUUUUGUUAAGAAAUUGUUUUCCAAGUACUUGUUGGUUACAAACACUGUGACAUGUUGUUCACUACUGGGUGUAGGCGACCUCAUAGAACAAACCAGAGAGAUAAGACGAAACAAGAAGAACGAUGUAGCCCAGGGUAAACUGCACUCAAGUCACAGCUACGAUUGGAAGAGGACAGGUCGAAUGGCUGCAAUAGGCUUCAUGCUUGGACCGAUCAACCACUAUUGGUAUUUGUACUUAGAUCGGUUUUUACCUGGAACAUCUGGGAGAAUGGUGCUCAAGAAGAUUUUGCUGGACCAGAUUGUGGCUGCUCCCUUCUUUAAUGCAAGUUUUAUUAUUGGGAUAGGUGUCUUAGAAGGUAAACCACUAAGUGAAAACAUCGAAAACUUCAAAUGCAAAUUCCCAACUCUCUAUCUGAUGGACUGGUGCUUUUGGCCUGCUGUUCAAGCUAUUAACUUCACAUUUAUCCCGUCGUAUCUACGUGUCACCUACGUCAACAUCAUAACACUUGGUUGGGAUGCGGUGCUAUCAUACGUCCAGUACGGCAUGAAUCCUAAAAAAGAUGAAGAUAUGAAAUUAUUAUAGAACUUUCUUCUGUUCACCUUUUUGAUUAUGCAAAUCAUCUUCUUUAGAGUUUUUUUUUUUCUCGCAAGUUUAUUUUCUAAACAAACUUCAGAGGAGGGUAGGAAAAGAAUAUAAUUAGAUUCAGCAAAAUAGUUUUGCUAUCAUGAACCUAGGUGGAGAAAAUAAAUAUUUUAAAUUGCAUAUGUUAAUUGAAUAAAAUAAUGUAUCUCAUGUAAAAAGUAAUUGAUUGUGCUCCUAUGCCCUUCUAAAUAUCCUACCGUGGGAUAUCCUAUAAAGAAUACCUUGUGGGUAAUCUAAUCGGUAAUUGGAAUCGAAUCUGAAUCUGAAAUGCUAUAUUUAAAAAAUUCUGUGUAAAAACAAAAAUUAAAUCGCAAAUAUAGGAAAAAAUGUAAUAAUGAUUAUCAGUAGUGUAUUCAUGAAAAAAAGGUGUAGUGGAAAAUUCUUUCCUUAAAGGGGGAAAAUAUAUUUUUGCAAAAACAAAAAAAAAGCUGAUCCAUCACGAUUUUGGGUCAGGAGAAAUUGCUAUUAUUAUGUUAAAAUCAUAAAACUUUCAAGUGAAAGAAAAAUUGCAUACUGAUAAAUUUCAGCAGUACCAUACUUGAUAAUUUUUUUUGCCAAAAUAGGUUUUAAAAAUUUGUUUUCAUUCAAUGGCAUUCUGGAAUUAGUAUUGUAAAAAUUGGUUAAUGUCAUUUUAACAGAGUGUUCAGUACUCUACCUUUGAUACAGCUGCUGGUCACACAGGGGUCGAUUUUUCAAUACAAAUCUCGUUACCUCAGUAAUCAUCUUAUUACAAUGCAAUAUAUGUAUUUAUUACUUAUUUAAUAAUGUAUAAUUAUUGCACGUUUUAAUGCAAAAAAAUAUGAAUGGAAAUUUGAAUCUAGGUGCUUUUAUUUAAGAGUGACUUGAUGUGGUUUUAAAGUAGUUCAGAUACAGUUAUAAUGCAUAGAAAUUCUGACAAUACUGUUCCAAAGACCCAUGUGUUGUGGGAGUGGUAAUAGUGUGAACUUGUGUAGCACUGUUUAAUGAUUUGCCUACUUAUUAAUAGUACUGUAGCCGGGUUUCCAUGCCUUAAAUUCGGGUUACUUACUAUUUUAUGAGUGCGUGCCAUGUUAUAUUCAUUUGGGGUCCCAUACCUGGAUUUUUUAUUCCGUCUCUAAAUUAACUUACUCGUUGGUGGGGCUGUCCAGAAUGUGCAAAGAAAAAAAAAAGUAAGGAACUUUUGACACGUCUCAGUUAUUAGCUGAUUAACUGGAGUACAGCCUAGACCAUUUGAAAAUAUACUGAAAUAAAUUGUGAAUUGCGGAUACUGAAUAUUAAAUUCAUUUCGUAUUCUGAUGUUACAUUUUUUAAAUGUUAUCAAGAAAUUCACAACAUAAUUUUUAUGAUGAAAGUACUAUAAAUGUUUAAAAAACAUUUGCCCAUAUAUGGUCAUGAUGUGCCCAUUUAAUAUGGUCAUGAUGUGAUAUUAUUAUGACCAUAUUUUAAUAGGCAUGUUAUAUGUUUUUGUCAACAUAAAAUUUGAUAAUGUCAGUAGGCUGGACAGGUCUUUAACAGGAAGUGUCUAUGAAGAUAAUCACAUCUCUUCUCUUUUUGGAUGGAUGAAAUGUGUAUAAAGUUUUUGAUUAUGUGUGUGAACAAUCUGUAGUUAGUAAUAUGCAAGUCUGGGAUACUGUAGGAUUAUGCUAGGCACGCUGCAGUGAUUUACUGGCAGUAGGGGGGGAGGGGUGGCAUGCUUCCUAUCUAGUGAAUGAUUUAGGCUCACCGGUGAAGUUGUGUACUUACAUGCUCUGGUCCUUGGGGUUACUGUAUUUCCAAUCUUCAACAGGUCUACAUUAGGCCUAUUCAAUACAUGCAAAUCUAAUGUGUGAUAUUAUACAGGAGCAUUUCAUCGUUACCAGAUGAUGUAUUCACAUAUCUUUUAAUUUAUACAGUAUACCAGUGACUGAAUAUAUAUCAUUCAAUUAAAAGGUCAAAUUGUAAUGUACUGAAAUAUCAAACACCAGUAUUACCAGUAGGCACAGACUUAAGAAGCUGUACUUUAUUUUGGCCUAAAAGGAUUCUGAUUAAUUAUCGAUGCAUAAUAAAGUAAAAUGUACAA
Anneissia japonica is the source of this 2962-nucleotide messenger RNA. RefSeq names its product mpv17-like protein 2. The record is from RefSeq and is a predicted model, not a curated record. Gene Ontology annotation, biological process: mitochondrial ribosome assembly. Gene Ontology annotation, cellular component: cytoplasm; membrane. The transcript is spliced from 5 exons. NCBI's taxonomy places the organism in Eukaryota, Metazoa, Echinodermata, Crinoidea, Comatulida, Comatulidae. The coding region runs from base 259 to 864 and encodes 201 amino acids.